UUUGAAUGAGGGGGCUGGAAAAGUUCCCAUGAGCAGCUCCGGCUCUGGUUGCCACUUAUCCUCCAUCCAAUCGGGGGCGUGUAAAUGCUUCACGAGGCGUUUCCUCUGGUGUGUUCGUGGAUCUGAAGGCCCCUUUGAGGGAGAUCAGUUCGAAGCCGAGGCGCGGGUGGCUGCAGGAUCCCCCUCGCAUCCUCUCUGCUCAACUCAACAGCGGACGAACUUUUCCAUCUUUUUAUACACAUUUACUGCGGAGCUGGGUUGUGCUUUGGUAUUUUUUAAUGUCAAAGUAACUUUUUUUAAUUGUCGUAUUUUUAAGGUCUGGCGGGGGACUCAAUUACCGCCGAGUUGACACACAUUUCCACCGGACGGCAGUGCAUCCUGUCCCGGGAAGAGGUUUGCAGUAACACCCCGUUUGGACGUUGAUUGCAACAAACCCCGAGGACGAAAACAACUCGUAAGGAAGUUACAAUCUGGAACUAUUUCUCUGUCGAAAUCUGCGUUUCAGUCGCUGGACUUUUGCAACUUUUUUUUUUUUUUUAACUAGAAAUGGUUGGCAGGUUGAACUUGCCAAAUGCAUGUGAAGGAGAUCCACUGGAUAUGAGCUGCAGGGCUGAUAGAGGACUUGACAGCCCGGACUCCGGGUUACCCCCGAGUCCGAGCCCCAGCGCAUGGCUGCUGCCGGUGUGCGCGGACAAACCCGGGGGCGUGAGCCCGGUGUCUGAAGACGAGGGAAGGGGCUCUUUGGUUCCAGUUAUACCCUCUGGCUCGUUCCAGCAGCUACACCCACUGUCCUACGGGGAAGGCAUAGCACUUGAUCCGUUACCGUCGAAGGAAAUAAGGUUUACCUCAUCCGUGCACUACGGCUCGGACCGCCACUUCAUCCAGGGCGUGGCCCUGCAGCCCACGGGCCAGGGCCUUGAACACUGCAGGCAGACCAUUAUGGCCGUGCCCCACAGUACCUGGCGCCACUACAAGACACAGCUGGAUUUCCAGCCUCGCCAUCGGCCACAGUGCUUCAAGAGCACCACCAUUGUCUACCCCAAGAAAACCAGUGCCCUCUACACCACAGAGCUGAGCUACGACUGCCACCGACUAUCCAAACGUUUCUUCUCCAGUGUGGAGCUGGAGGCGGCCGGUCGCAGAGAGCUACCUCAGUGAGGGAGGGGACAGGUGGCUGGAGACACGCAGCCCCUAUACUGUAGCUCCCCCCCCCCCCUCCCC
Molecule: messenger RNA, 1221 nt
Organism: Anarrhichthys ocellatus (wolf-eel)
Lineage: Eukaryota; Metazoa; Chordata; Actinopteri; Perciformes; Anarhichadidae
Gene: rflnb
Product: refilin B
Exons: 3
Coding region: 547-1158 (203 amino acids)
Biological process (GO): actin filament bundle organization; negative regulation of chondrocyte development; negative regulation of bone mineralization involved in bone maturation
Cellular component (GO): actin filament bundle
Molecular function (GO): filamin binding
Source: RefSeq, a predicted model, not a curated record